UUUGGACUUUCAUGUUCUAAUCUAUUUAGCAUUUACCAUGACGUCAUAUUAUUCCAGUCCUACGCGACUUUUACCGCUGUAUCAAAAGAUUGCUGUCUCCUCUUCCAAAUCCAAGAUGGCGUCCGUAGCUCGUGGAAGACUUGGUUGUUCUUUAUCAUUUUCCGUACGUCUUUUUCUACAAAACUAUUCGCGAGGCUUAAGUACAGCAGCUAAGCAUUUGGAGAAAGAUGGCAUGUCGAAAAAAGAGUUGAAGAGAGUUAAUAAAGAGGCAAAUAUGAAAGUCCAGGUUGACUACAAGGAAGCGACGAGGAAAGUGGUCUCUCUUUUUCGAGAAGAACGUUUGGAAAAUCUUCGACAGCGUGAAGCUGCUGAGGGAGAGCAGCAAAAGCUCCUUGAGCGUGAAAAGGUUGAAGAAAAGAGGAUUAUUGAAGGCGUCAAGAUGGAAAAUUUGAAACUGGCAGAUAUGAGGGAAGAAAGCAAAGAUUUUAUUACUCCAGAAAAUCUAGAAGAAAAGAUCAAUUAUGCAUUAGACAAUGAGACAAACUAUAACUUUGCACUAAAACCUAAUGGUGAAAGAAUCUACUCAACUAAGCCACCUGGAAAUGUUGAGACUGACCAACCAGGACCUGCAGCUUUUGGGUUUACCUCUUCCUAGAAAGGAGACCUGCCGUCUGAUAGAGAGCCAACAGCUUUAAAAGAUUAACAGACUAUCAAAGCUCUAUCAGUGCUGAUAGGAGACAUUUCCUAGAGUUUGAUAGACAUCAAAAUUACUCUGGGAAGAGUACUAUGAACUUUAAUGCUCACAAAUGACAGAGAAUGAUCUUUAAGUAUAUUGAUAGGACAAUCAAUAACACCUCAUCAGCAUUUUGGUUUUCCAUGCUUUAAGGACUACAUACGAAAUAUUAAGUACAAAGUAUGUCUAACUUAAACCAUGAGUUAUUCCCUUGAGCUCAUUUUUAAAAAGCAUUUUAUCAUCAUAAUUUUUUCCCUUAGGCGUGUUUCCAGCCUUAGAGCACUUCUGUCUGGAUAGGAUGAGGAAUCUUGUCUCCAGCAGUUGCAUCAAGUCUGUAUUUAUUUAACCCUAAUAGUACUAUAAAGACUACAGUAUUUGCAUGCCUGUGGCUGGAUAAUCCCUUAGUAGGCUAAUAUUACCCAUACUGAAGGGGGUGAAUCGUAUAUUUUAUUAAAAUGUUUUGACAAAAUUGUCACUCAACUCA
Molecule: messenger RNA, 1217 nt
Organism: Actinia tenebrosa (Australian red waratah sea anemone)
Lineage: Eukaryota; Metazoa; Cnidaria; Anthozoa; Actiniaria; Actiniidae
Cellular component (GO): mitochondrial small ribosomal subunit
Source: RefSeq, a predicted model, not a curated record